AUGGACAGUUCUGCCGCACAUGAGACUACCGUGGAGUCCAUGAAUGACGACGACACCGACUACGGGUCCGAUUUCUCACCAGAAGAAGAGCGAAUACUGGCGCAAUUGCUAUCCGGGCAACAGCAGGCGGAUAUUGAAGACAAUCCUAUUGCUACCGAAGCUGUGAACGGUGAUGGACAGGCUCUUCGUCUUCCCCGUGUCUUGGGGAGGGAGUCGAGGUCUCCGUUGCUCCAAGCAGUUGUGGCUGCCGAAGAGCUUGCUGAGCAGAUCAGCAACUCAGUUAAGAAUGGCUACUACCCGGACUUGAGCAAUGAAAUAAACAGGGACACACAUAUUUCUCUAGAGCCUCCUCCCGCAAACCCUUCGGCGCCUGAUACUCGGUCUCCGCUCGAACGAUUUCGUACACCGCCAAAGAAGGCCCUCUCUGUCACAGACCUGGUAUCACCGGCAUGGUGCGAACUACAAUAUUGGUACACUUUAACUCGUCAUGGAAGAAAGAGGCGGACGCCUGCAAUGAAACAGGGCAGCGUCGUACACAAGGAACUCGAGGAACAAGUCCACAGAACUGUGAGAGUCGAUAUCGAGACGAAGGAGGAUGCCUGGGGCCUUCGAAUAUGGAACGUGAUCCAAGGGCUACGCACUUUACGGGAAACCGGUCAAACGCGAGAGCUCGAGAUAUGGGGCGUUAUCGACGGCCUAGUGGUGAACGGAAUCAUUGACGAGCUAUCCUACGUUUGCCCGGACGAAGAACUGGAGAAUUCGUUGCAGAAACCUCCUCAGGUUUCACCGCCCCUUAAUCAACCAACCAUCUCCGAAUUCUUCAAUGUCGCUGGAGGGGGCUCCUUGGCCAAGGCGAUCAAGAGCAAACAUCAGGAUCAGAGUUACAAGGUCUAUAUUUGUGACGUGAAAACUCGAUCAGCUCGUUCAUUACCUACCAAGGCAGCAUUCCGACCUACUGAAAUGCAGCUCAUGCUAUAUCACAGCCUUCUCUCAUCGCUAGCUAUAAACAGCGUAGAUUUCUCCGUCCUCGCAGCUCGUUACGAUCUUGAUCCCUCUAGAAAUUUCUCUGAUUCGUUCAUUGCUCAAGUUGGCAGCCUUGACGAUGAGUUGUUCUACGAUGGUAAAUCGACCUCCGAUGAAAGUCGAGAACACAUGGCUACUAUUCUAGCACACAAUUGUCUAUCAGCUCUUUGGUCUCUUAUGAUAUCCGAGUUCCAGAUCACUCUUCCUGAUGGUACCGCAUCUCUUGGUAAUAUUCUGAAGGCAGAGUAUAGAUCUAGUAGUUCUGGUGAAAUUAUUGGCAGCAGGACAUUUGCAAUGGACGAGGCGGCGUUGAAGUCUUACGUGGAUCGUGAGAUGCAGUGGUGGAGAGGGGAGCGGGAAGCACAAGGUGUAGUAGUUGAGGAAGCGUUUAAGUGCAGGAGUUGUGAAUUUGCUGAGGACUGCGUAUGGAGGUUAAGUAAGGUAGAGGAGGCGAGGGAGAAAGCCAGGUUGGCACGGAAGAGAACGAGCACCGUAUAA
Amorphotheca resinae ATCC 22711 is the source of this 1521-nucleotide messenger RNA. RefSeq lists its product as hypothetical. Gene Ontology annotation, biological process: interstrand cross-link repair. Gene Ontology annotation, molecular function: single-stranded DNA 5'-3' DNA exonuclease activity. The record is from RefSeq and is a predicted model, not a curated record. Bases 1 to 1521 code for a protein of 506 amino acids. Gene Ontology annotation, cellular component: mitochondrion; nucleus. Lineage: Eukaryota; Fungi; Ascomycota; Leotiomycetes; Helotiales; Amorphothecaceae. The transcript is spliced from 2 exons.